Messenger RNA from Paramuricea clavata, 5369 nucleotides. Lineage: Eukaryota; Metazoa; Cnidaria; Anthozoa; Malacalcyonacea; Plexauridae. The record is from the annotation of a GenBank genome assembly.
AUUGCUCACAAUUGUCUGAUAUUGAAAAGGUAAAGAGUAAGGUGAAGGUAGUUAUUAGAACACAAGGUUGAAAUAUCGACGAAGUACAAUCAGCCCUGAAGUGUUUACUGUUCCUUGGAUCCUGUAUUUAACAAAUAGAUAAGAUUUUGCCGUUGUCUGUUCAGUUAUAGAUACACAGUAUGACGUCAUAAUAUGGGAAGAAUAAAAAAGUGCCAUGAGCCGCCGAGGCGAGAUUAUGAUAUCAUACUGUGUAUCUAAAACUGAACAGACAACGGCAAAAUCUUAUCUAUUUGUUUUAAAUAAUAAAAAGAAAAACCCCAAAUUAGACAGGUAAAUAAAAUUUUUAUCCACCCAAACAUUUGGAAAUUUGAAAAAGUCGACAUUUUAAAAAUAUCACGCGUACAUGAUCUAUACAAUAAGGGAACUGUUACGUCACUUGUGACGUAAUUCCGUGCGUCUGUCCUUUAAUAGAUCAUGGCUCUCUCCCAAUGAAAGCGCUUGAAUUCUUAACGUUAUUAUAUAAUUUCCUUUUUGAAGUCUUCCUCAAAAAUGCGCAAAAACAAUGGAAAAUUUGACCAUAUAUUACUCCGACCAUUAUGUAUGUAACAAUACUCAACAGAGUAUUGGGCUCUUGCAAGUGACGUCAAGACACGUAUUUGUUGACGUCGGCCUUUUUUGGGGGAAAAUUAAAAAUAGUUGAUUAAAAGCAAACAUGGCGCCAAAGCAAGACUGGCACUAACUGCGGCUGUUGCUUUUGUUUGAGCACUUUGAAGUGUUAUAAUGGUUCACAGCUGUGUAGUAGUCGGUUGAAUAAAAGAUUUUUGCCACCCAAAAUGGCGGAUUAUUUUUGAUGAUACAUACUGCAAGACCUGAAUACUUGACUGUAUUUAUGGUACAUAUUGAUAUUAUAAUGAUUCCUUGAAAUCUCCCAUAAGGUAUGUUCCUUUAACUUCUUGCUAAGGCACAUGUUCCCCAGGAUCCCGAGAUCCAACUUUUUUCAGGCAAUAUAUAAGUCAUUUUCUAAGUUACAGUAUAUGCAAAAAUCUGAACCGUUGAUCAUCGUCACUUUUGUGUUGUACUUUCGGCCAACUAACCAAUAAUAAGGAUUCGGAUUGGUCAGAAUUGACUAACUAUAUAAAGACUAUUUUUUCAUAAAGCUAGACUAACAAAGAUAAAUAAAUAAAGUUUCAGUGUGCUAUCAUCGAGUCUCCAUACCUUGAAUUAUUUUGAAUUAUAUUAUCGACCACCAAAGUUUGAUUUGCAAAUAACUGGUCAUUCUGUACUAUAUAGAUAUUCUGAAGCAUGUGAGUUCUUUGGGCAACUCCUUGCACAGUUGAAUAACAAACCUGUUGAUUUGCAAGAGGUAAUAGCUUGUGCACUUUAUAAGUGUCUCGUUAUUUAGUCUUUCUCACUAACAUCCUGUAUUUCUUUUAGUGUAGAAUUACAAGUAUACCUACAUUGCAUAAGGAAUUUGCUGAAGCUUUGUUCAAUUGUGACAGAUGGGACGAUUGUCUUGUUGUCUGUGAAAAAAUUCUGAAGCAAGAAACUGGUAACGACAUUUUAAAAUACUUAUGCUGCUAUGUGCAUGGGGGAGGCAUAGUGGAUAUAUGCACCUGUCUUUCACUUCUGCAUGCGACAACGGUAUGAUUCCCUGCGGUACGAAAUUGUGUGGUUAUAUAUUCGCCUAGCAGUCACAUGUGAGAAGGGUGUUUCCCGUUUGAUUAUACCAAACAUUUUUUCAGGGUACUUCUGGUUUUUUUUGGACAGACCGUUGCUCAGAUAGUGGCAUUCAUAAGAUAAUGCUUGUUUUAUUUAGUAUCAAACACAUUAUCUAAGACCUUGUUCUCACAAGAUAAAGCAAAGUUAGAUACUGGAAAGACUUUAAUCGAUAUUAUGUUAUGCAAAGCAGUGGUGUUAAAAGAACUACAAAGACCAAUUGAAGCUAAUGAAUGCUAUGAGAGGUAUACGUUUCUUUUCUCUACUUACCACAUUGUCCUUUCACCGAAUGUGUGUCAUUUUUUUCUUUCUUAGUAUUCUUGAUGCGAUAAAUAACAACUAUAGUGAGAGCUCUGGAGAGCAAACUAAUUUGGAUGAACCACAACAGAAAAAACAAAAACGAGAAAAGGGUAAGAGUUUUUAGGAACAAUUCAUAAUUUUAUUAAUACUAUUUAUGUCUGUGCAAAACCCUGAAAUGUGAUUGAUCUGUUUCAACGAUGUUAGUAGUAUAUAUAGAUCCUAUUGAUCCUGUAGUUUAAUCUACACUAUUAUACAGGUCCAACAGAACAACAUCUUGAAAAUUAUAUAGAAAUGCAAAAGUUUAAGGUAGAGUACAACGAGUCGUUUCCUUUUACACCGUCUAUUUUGAAAACUAAUCCGUCUUUGUAUGUAUAUUUAGCAAAGAGGUCGAGACAUGUAGUACUUUGUAUUACGCUCACCAUGAAUUACAGCAAAUUUUUCUUUAAUUUUUCGUUCAUCUUACAUGGGUAUUAUUUUACAUAUUUUCAGGCAUUAACAUUAAACAAACAAAGUUUGUUACUUUCGUCUUUGGGAAGAAAAAAAGAGGCGCUACUGUUGCUAACACAAAGCAUCAGUUGUGAACCAGGUGAGCUGUAUUUUUAAUGAAUGAACUUUAAUUUGACUUUAUUUUAUACUGGAUGUUCUAUAAUUCAUAACUGCAUGAAGUUCUCUUAAUUAAGCUACGUUUACACACAACGAUUAAUCGAGCUGAUUUUAGGUUUUGCCGAAUGUUAAUGACGAAUGUUGUCAGUUGACAAUGUCGUCAGAUGACGUUGACAGUGUAUUUUUCAAAUAUCAUUUAAUUAAAGUUGAAUCGGCCCGAUUAUUAUCGUUGUGUGUAAACGUACCUUUAGGAGAUCCAAUAGCGGUCGCCCUAAAUUUGUCCAUUGUGUCUACAGAAAUAAAUUGGAAUAUCCGAGGUGACCAAAAGGUGUAGACCAGAGGUACUCUUUUUUCCUAAUAAACCGUGUGCAUAAUGACGUCACAAGGCGUGAUUCGCGCGGGGAAUUCUGGUCUUAGUAGUCACGGCGGGAAAACAAUCCAACAUGGCCACUCUUGUAGGCGAGUGUACUGCUGUUUUUUGUCGUUCUUUUAAGGCUGUUCAAGCCAAUGAAGACCCUAGAUCUUUUCAAACUCUUGCAUGGGUCUUCAGAGGUUUGGCAGUCCUGAAAGUAACGGUAACAGUCUGCUUUCAUCGACCAGUAAGAGCAAAAGAAGUGGUGGUUUUAUGUGUUGUUUUCCUGGUUGUUUUACCAACAAUAAGAGAAAUCUCCCACAUACACUCUGUUAUCCCCGAGCCAACGGCGCAGAGCCCGGGGCGAGGGUACUAAUCCCCCCCGGCUAUUUACACCCGGGGAAACGAAAGCAUUAGCAGGCAUUAGCGAAGUCUAAGGUUCAUCAAUGAUCGCGGGCGUGGGUGACCAACGAUGGGUGGUCAUCCUCACUGAUCUCAAAAAUAUGGCGGAUAAUCAAAUCAUGAAUAGCGAACACUGAUUGGUCAAAUUUAAAAUUUGCAUUAUAACGACUGCAUGACGACAUCGAAAUAGCAAACAUUUCUUGAUUUGAUGAUUUCGAGCAAAUAUAUUUCAUUUUUGCAAGAUUUUGUGAAUUUCAAAAGCUUUUUAAGAAAAAAGGGCGAAAGAAUGGGCUAAAAUAAGGGAGCAAAGGCGCCGACAUUAACGAAGGUAAGUUUGUUUUAAAUAUUAAUGUAUUGUUUGCUUUAUAAUUACCUUAAAAGCCGAUCGUAUAAACGUUGCGUAUAAAGGAGACAAGACGGCAUAUAAUUUCAGUGUAUACGUAUACUUUAUUGACUACCCUUUUUUAGUAUAUUAAAUAUUUUAAACAAAAAAGAAAGCAAAGUUAUUUGCAUGCGAGAAUUUGAAAUCAUUUUAUUUCAAACUCAAAGUUUAUCCGAUAAAGCCAAAAGGCAGUUUAGUUUUAGAAAAACACUUUAAAGCGUUUUGUGAAGCGUUUGUGGUUGAAUUUUACCUUAAAUUGAAGCUUAUAUUACGUAUAAUAACAUACCUAACAGAAAUAUGUUUGGGAAAUUUGUAAUUAAAGUGAUAUUUUUAGGGGAUUUUUCAUUUGUAAAAAUAUUCUUAAAAAAUUAUCGUGUUACCAUGACAACUACUUUAAAUACUUCAUGUUCGGAGAAUACAAUGGUUUUGUCAGAAGGCGAGGGUUUCUGCAUGCAUGUAUUUUCUGGUAUAUUAAGGAGUUAUAUUCUGCCUACGACAGUGGCCAUGUUGGAUUCUUUUCCCGCCGUGACUACAAGACGAGAAUUCCCCGCCCGCACCAUGUCUGAUGUUAUUAUGCAUAAGGACCGCUGUAUGUAUAUUACAGAAACCAAUUGCAAUCAGACAGUUGUAUGUGUAUUACAGAAACCCAUGCAAAUCUGGUCACAGACAUUAGGCGUGCACAUUCACUAACAACUGUAUGUGCCACUAACACAAUCGUAUGCAAUACACUGGCGUCUAUAUUUUGAAACCGUUUGAAGAAGAAUGAAAGAAAUUGCGGCACUUAAGCAAUAGUCCUUCGUCAAUCCCCAACCUUAGUUUCAAUCUUUAUCAUAUAUUUCAACAUACACUGUAAAUGCAAAAGUUUGAAACCUUUUUCCAAGUGUGUUUAUGAUCUUCCAGAUUGUUUGAAAUACCGUUUUAACCACACAAAACUGUUAUUUGACAUGGGAAUGGACGAUGUGGCGCGCAAAGACUGGUUGAAAUUUCGCAGGAUUGACCAGACUACAAGUUCAAGCGAUAGCAAGGAGAAUUUUAAACUAAAGUAAGAUCAUCCGUGAAUAAUCUAUAUGAACUUGUUAAGCACCAUUGAUCUUAGAGCUUAGUGUGGAUCAGGCUUCUAAUUUCUAAAGUGCCACUAAUCCCAAAUGUGAUGAAGAAAUGUAAUAUAUCUUUAUAGUAAAAAACUCGUCUUGGUCAAUUUUUUUACUGUUUAAGUUUCAGGAUGUUAUUUCAUAUUAUAUAUUAGAAAAUUAAUUUGCAAUUUAUUUAUGACAUUAUUUCCGGAAAAUUUAUGCUGAAAAAGUUGCUCAAGAUGUGAUUUUUUGCUAUAAAGAUAUAUUUUUACAUUUUUUGGAAUAACCCGAAUAUUGCCCAUACAAAAGAUUAUAUUUGGCGUUUAGUCACACUUAGAGUACUGCACUUAGAUCACCACUGUUCCACCAACGCAUCUUGGAUUGCCGUGUUGAAUCAAUGUCCAGGAGUUCUUUUAAAUAUGUCAAAAUUUAUUUUCAUUUUCACUUUUUCUAUAGAGACUUGCCGGAAGAUGACGAAGACCGUGAUCUCUAUUUACAAAUGGAUUCACUUGCGUUGUCCAGGUUAAGCGCGAAAUCUUAG